GGCCCGAUUAGAGUACCUACUUAGAUAAAUUUGGAAUUAUAUGGGCGAGGAUGUAGGUAUAUAAAGUUUCGUGUUAUUACCAUAGAGUCACUAUAGUUGUGAUUGCUCAGUCUGAGAAUAACAAAGAUGAACAUCUUAGCAUCCAUACUUUUUUCUAUUCUAAUUGCCAAUGCGCAAAGCGCCGAUGAUUCUAAAAUCAAUGUACUUAGAACAAAUCUUGGCUUGAAUGGUGCUAAAUACUGGGACAGCGAAUGGACCACCACGCCAGACUCUUCUGCAAUUCCAGACGUUGGGGACGCUACAUUCAUGUGUCGCACAACGGGAAUGUAUCCCGAUCCGUUCGAUUGCAACAGGUACCAUCAUUGCGCUCGCCAUGGGAAGGACGAGUGGAAUAAAAGCCCCAUAGAACUCUUCAGCGAUUCAUGUAACUGUGGCUACGCGUACAACCCGAGAACGACCUUCUGCGACAUAUCGCUCAGGAACGGCACGUGCAACAGGGAGCCGAUCAGCGCGUGUGAACAUGUGGGGCAAAACGGCGUGAUGGAUUACAACCCUUCGAUAUACUACAUUUGUCAAACGCACCCAAAAGGACCGCUGUAUCCCUUUAUGUAUGCCUGCGAAAAUGGUAAAAAGUAUAACACGUACUUGUACCUUUGCGAGUAGUGUGGAAUUCUUCCAUUAAUCGAAAAAUAAACAUACAUUGAGAAAA
This is a messenger RNA of Photinus pyralis (common eastern firefly), 709 nucleotides long. RefSeq lists its product as uncharacterized. The record is from RefSeq and is a predicted model, not a curated record. Gene Ontology annotation, molecular function: chitin binding. Gene Ontology annotation, cellular component: extracellular region. NCBI's taxonomy places the organism in Eukaryota, Metazoa, Arthropoda, Insecta, Coleoptera, Lampyridae. Bases 127 to 663 code for a protein of 178 amino acids. The transcript is spliced from 2 exons.